Messenger RNA from Pipistrellus kuhlii (Kuhl's pipistrelle), 3470 nucleotides. RefSeq names its product transmembrane protein 201 (gene TMEM201). Gene Ontology annotation, molecular function: actin filament binding; lamin binding. The coding region runs from base 111 to 2105 and encodes 664 amino acids. The transcript has 11 exons. Gene Ontology annotation, biological process: nuclear migration along microtubule. Gene Ontology annotation, cellular component: nuclear inner membrane. Lineage: Eukaryota; Metazoa; Chordata; Mammalia; Chiroptera; Vespertilionidae. The record is from RefSeq and is a predicted model, not a curated record.
GCCCGCGCCCGCUACAAAGCGACGGAGGUCACGGCGCGAGGAGGUGCGCGCCGCCGCCGGUGAUCCGCUCGCGGCCUCGGCGUCGCCGCUCCGCCGCCGCCGCGGGCGCCAUGGAGGGCGUGAGCGCGCUGCUGGCCCGCUGCCCCACGGCGGGCCUGGCCGGCGGCCUGGGCGUCACCGCCUGCGCCGCGGCCGGCGUGCUGCUCUACCGGAUCGCGCGGAGGACGAAGCCGACACACACCACCGUCAACUGCUGGUUCUGCGCGCAGGACACGGUGGUGCCCUACGGGAACCGCAACUGCUGGGACUGCCCCCACUGCGAGCAGUACAACGGCUUCCAGGAGAACGGCGACUACAACAAGCCGAUCCCCGCGCAGUACCUGGAGCACCUGAACCACGUGGUGAGCAGCGCGCCCAGCCCCCGCGCACCCGCGCAGCCCCAGCAGUGGGUGAGCAGCCAGGUGCUGCUGUGCAGGAGGUGCAGCCACCACCAGACCACCAAGAUCAAGCAGCUGGCCGCCUUCUCGCCUCGGGAUGAGGGCCGGUAUGACGAGGAGAUCGAGGUGUACCGGCACCACCUGGAGCAGAUCUACAAGCUGUGCCGGCCGUGCCAGGCGGCCGUGGAGCACUACCUCAAGCACCAGAACCGCCAGCUGCGCGCCCUGCUCGUCAGCCACCAGUUCCGGCGCCGGGAGGCCGACCAGAGCCACACGCAGAGCUUCUGCUCGUCCGCGGUGAAGGCCCCUGUCCAGGUCAUCGUGCUCCGCGCCCUCGCCUUCCUGGCCUGUGCCUUCCUGCUGGCCACCACGCUGUACGGCACCAGCGACCCCUUUGUCCCGGGGGCCACCCUGCCCCCAGCUUUGCCCCCCGGGGGCAACGGCUCGGCUGCUCCUGACAACGGCACCGCCCCUGAGGCUGAGGGCUGGCGACCGCUGCUGGGCCUGCUGCCGGAGCACGUGACCGAGCAGCUGCAGGAGGCCUGGGCCUACGGGCGGGGCCACCAGACCGGCGUCGUGGUGCUGGGCCUGCUCACCUGCCUGCUGGCCAUGCUGCUGGCCGGCCGCGUCAGGCUCCGGAGGAUUGACGCCUUCUGCACCGGCCUGUGGGCGCUGCUGCUGGGCCUGCACCUGGCUGAGCAGUACCUGCAGACCCCCUCGCCCAGCUGGCUGGACACGCUCAAGUUCGGCACCAUGUCCCUGUGCUGCCUGGUGGGCCUGAUGGCGGCCGUGGCCACAAGGAAGGCGACGGGCCCGCGGAGGUUCCGGCCCCGAAGGUACCUCCCCGGAGACUCGGCCGGCCUCUUCCCUGCCUGCCCCAGCCUGGCCGCGCCCUACCCGGGCGUCGCAGCCUCUCCGCCGUCUCUCUUCCUCCCCGCCUCGCCCGGCUUCCUGCCCCUCGCCAGCCAGCAGCUGUUCCGCUCUCCCCGACGGGCCUCGCCCUCCUCGCUGCCAGGCCGCCUCAGCCGGGCCCUCUCGCUGGGCACCAUACCCUCUCUGACCCGAGCAGACUCGGGGUACCUGUUCAGCGGGAGCCGCCCGCCAUCGCAGCUGUCUCCGUCGGGGGAGGCGCCUGUUCCAGAUUACUACUCUCUGCUGCUGGGGAGCUGCCCAUCCCCGUUCCCUUCCCCGGCGCCCUCCGUGGCCGGCUCGGUGGCCUCCAGCACCGGCUCGCUGCGCCACCGCAGGCCCCUCAUCAGCCCGGCCCGGCUCAACCUGAAGGGGCAGAAGCUGCUGCUGUUCCCGUCGCCGCCCGGGGACGCCCCCAGCACCCCCAGCAGCUCCGACGAACACUUGCCCCUCAACGGCAGCCUCUUCAGCAUCGAGACACCCCAGCCACAGAGGCAGCCAGCGCAGGACACGAAGCACAGCGUGGACAUGAGGCCCGUGCGCGAGAGAGGCAGCGCCUGCAGCAGCCGCUCCAUCAAGAAGGAGGACGACUCCUCGCAGUCCUCCACGUGCGCGGUGGACACCACCACCCAAGGGUGCCCCGAGGAGACCACCUGGAGAGGUCGGUUCGUCCCCUCCCUGGUCCAGGGCCUCCUGGCUGUGAGCCUGACGGCCAAUGCCCUCUUCACCUCGGCCUACCUAUACCAGAGCCUGCGCUGACCGAGGGCCUUGGCUCCCGGCACCGGAGCGCCCAGAUCCAGGUGCUGCUGCUGCCACUGCCGCCGCCCUCAGGGCCGCCCCAGGCCGAGUCCUCGGACCCUUCUCCUCACUGAGCGGCGUGGACCGGGGCUGAGGCCUGUGCGCUGCACGCCGCCCUCCAUCUUGCUGACAUCAGUUGUGUUUGGUGCUGCCACGGAGCCAGGGGUCCCCGGGGGCUGCGCUGUCCGGCCCUGCCCGUGGGGCCUCCACCACUGCGCCUGCAGCCGAGCCCUGCCCGGACCCCGCACACGGGCCACGGCCACAUCUCAGUCCCGUGUGCCCGUCCCCCGGCCUCAGGCUCCCUGUGUCCCGUCCUCCACCAGCCCCUUGAGGAAGAGCAUCCUCUGCCACCUCACCCUUCCGCCUACCCCGGCGAGGCCUGCCCUCUGGCUCUCUUCUCAGCUGGGCCUGCAGGACGCUUGUAAGCAUCCUGCUCACAACUCCCUGCUGCCCAGUGCCCCGUUGUACCUCUGGUGGCCUCUCAGGCAGUCGCCCUGUUCCCUGAGAACACUGCCCAGGGCAGCCUGCAGGUGGCAGAUGAGACCACCCCCCCGCCAUGGCCCUGGCUCCUUCCCGCUGCCGAGACCCCCUUCCUCCCUUUGGUUCCACUGGCGCCACGGGCCGGGUGUGGCCCCGUCCUCAGCCACCUUGGCGGGCUUUGUCCCCUCCCUGCCCCUCCGUCCUCGCCAUCGCCCUUCCGCGCUACUGCACGCUCGCCCCCUCACCCCGGAGCCGGUCCUGCCCCCUGAAGCGGGCGGCCCUGGGAUGGCACAGGGACCCUCCAGACGCUGCGGCCGUCAGACCCCAGUCCCUGCUGCCUGGGCCUCGGACAGGGUGGGCGGCGUGUGUGUAUGUGACUGCACAUGUACGUGCGUGUGACGUGCCGGCCUCCGUGCUGCGGGGGAGGGAGUGGCUGCCGGGAUGGAUUCUGAGACAGGAGGAGGGGUCUUCGCUCCACCAUUCAGGGAUAAAGUUUAAUUUUAUUUUUCUACUCAUUCUGCCAGGUGAGGCGUUUUGCUGGGAAGCAGGAUGCCCCCGUCCUCCCAGCCAGGGAGGGUAGUUUUUUUAAGCUUUGGGUGCUUUUUUUAGUAAUUGAUUUUUACCACGUGGAGGAGGAGAUUGCUCUGACUUCCCUCUUCCUCUUUCCCCCACUCACGUCCUGAGAGCUACGGUCUCCUGCCCUGACCCCUCCCCAGAACACGGGGGUCAGGACCCGAGUCCAGCUGCCGAGAUGGUUCCAGUGGGUGUCUCGGCCUCCAUUUGUACAGUGGGCAUGUGUCAACUUUUUAAUUUUAUUUUCUGCCGAAUAAAGCCAAACUCCAUUCU